CGACGGCUCCAACAGCCUCCCGCGGAUAUACUGAUAAGCAGCACCUGGCCUCUCCGCGGGAUUCGGGUUGAUUCAACUAUAUAGUGAGGCUCAAAGGCAGGGUAUAGCAGUCUCGUAUCUAUACUUUGGUUAACACAAUCUGCGUUGUAUUGUCACCUUUACCCUUGGGCUCGUCUCUGGUCGGUCACUUAGAGAUCCUCCGAACAUAUUGCCGAGGUUUGCCUCUUGGAGAACUUCCCCCGCAAAACCUCUUCGCGCCACCACGUACUAUCUUUCUCUCAACUGCUCGAAGCAUACUGAAGCUCAAUUGCCUUCACCAAUACCUAUGGUAUAAUUCUUGACUUCUACCUAAUGAACUCUUCUUCUCUUUUUCGUACCGCCGCGCGCUCGGCAGGCCGGCUAGGCCAGGUCCGCAACGUGCCACGAAUCGCUGCUAUGCGUGGAUAUGCUACAACCUUCAAUUGGGAAGACCCCCUGCUCGCAUCGGAGCUAUAUACAGAGGAAGAACUUGCGAUUCAGGAUACCGCGAGACAAUAUUGCCAAGAAAGAUUGCAGCCACGGGUUCUGGAUGCUUAUCGAAAUGAGGACUAUGACCGAAAGAUCCUUGAAGAGAUGGGCGAGCUUGGCUUACUCGGUGCCAGUAUUGAAGGCUAUGGUUGCGCAGGGGCAAGCACAGUUGCUUCUGGUUUAAUCACGAAGGAGGUGGAGCGCGUGGAUUCGGGGUAUAGAUCAGGAAUGUCUGUACAGAGCUCCUUGGCCAUGACUGCCAUCCACGAAUUCGGAAGCCAGGAACUCAAAGACAGACUUCUCCCGGAUCUGGCUAAGGGCAAGCUGGCAGGUUGCUUUGGUCUUACCGAGCCAAAUCACGGCUCUGACCCCGGAUCAAUGGAGACAACUGCGCGUGAACACCCUACACAAAAAGGUGUAUACCUCCUUUCCGGCAGCAAGACUUGGAUUACGAACUCGCCUAUCUCCGACGUCUUGGUUGUGUGGGCCAAAUUGCAAAGCACGGGGAAGAUUCGCGGGUUUGCUGUCGAGCGCAGCAAAUGCCCACCGGGAACGAUCGAGACGCCUGCGCUCAAGAACAAGACCGCUCUCCGCGCUUCUAUCACAGGAAUGAUCCAGUUGGACGACUGUCCGGUAGCCGCGGAGAACAUGUUCCCCGAUGUUGAGGGCUUGACUGGACCUUUUACCUGCCUCAACAGUGCUCGCUUGGGAAUUGCUUUUGGAGCCAUGGGAGCUCUUGAGGACUGCAUUGAUCGUGCCAGGACUUACUCUUUGGAAAGGAAGCAAUUCAAGGGCAACCCCCUGGCAAAGUACCAGCUAAUUCAAAAGAAGCUGGCGGAUGCCGCCACGGAUGCUACAUAUGGUACCUUGGCCGCAACCCAGGUUGCCAGACUGAAGGACGCUGGAAAAUCCACACCGGAGAUGAUUUCAUUGAUCAAGAGGCAAAACUGUGACCGGGCGCUUGCCAACUCUCGGAUACUCCAAGAAAUUUUCGGCGGAAAUGCUACCAGUGAUGAGUAUCACAUUGGUCGGCACGUAGCGAACCUAUUCGUGGUGCAAACAUAUGAGGGACAAAGUGAUAUCCAUGCGUUGAUCCUGGGCCGCGCUAUUACUGGUGUACAGGCGUUUGUAUAGGGAAAAAGAAGCCGAUUACAUGCUCCUGAGACUUUUUCCGGGCAGCAACUAUACCUGUUCCUUAGAGAGAUUUGAGACUACUAGACCCUUAUGAUAUUCAAACUUAUGAAAUCACGUGGAUCUCCUCCAUGUGGGCGUGUCAAAAAUAGAGUAAAAGUUUCGGUUCCGCAGGGCUGGCCAAGCGUACCUAGAAAGGGUCAAUAAUAGUAUGUUGGGCGAAGGCCACCGUUGAUAGCGGCACCUCGUAACAUAGGGCGUCUGGAGUGUCCGCUUUGCCGCCUUACGGAAG
Aspergillus versicolor CBS 583.65 is the source of this 1930-nucleotide messenger RNA. Its product is annotated as acyl-CoA dehydrogenase. The transcript has 4 exons. Gene Ontology annotation, biological process: fatty acid beta-oxidation using acyl-CoA dehydrogenase; fatty-acyl-CoA biosynthetic process. The record is from RefSeq and is a predicted model, not a curated record. Gene Ontology annotation, cellular component: mitochondrial inner membrane. NCBI's taxonomy places the organism in Eukaryota, Fungi, Ascomycota, Eurotiomycetes, Eurotiales, Aspergillaceae. Gene Ontology annotation, molecular function: flavin adenine dinucleotide binding; glutaryl-CoA dehydrogenase activity; fatty-acyl-CoA binding. The coding region runs from base 352 to 1641 and encodes 429 amino acids.